AAACACACAAACACCAUUCUUUUCCACUUCAGUCUCUCUCCUGCAGUCUCCACUGUUUCCUUCACCUCCAACUCCAAUAAUGGCUCCUUCUUCUUCACCAGAAUCCCUCCUCAAGCUUCUAAUCCUCCUCUUCCUCACCUACAUUACCGUUCUGGCUCCGAAAAUCGAAGCUCAGGUUGAAGAUUCAAGCUUGACGCUAAUGGCGGAUGCCCUUGACUGGCAGCUCCCAAUGUAUCUGUACGGUGACUUCAAUGUCGGUGAGGAUGGAGAUAAUGAUGUGGGUUCCGACGGGGAAGAUGAAUUUGGUCGGAGAUCUUUGUUUUGGAAGAGAAUGCAUUACUACAUUUCGUAUGGGGCUCUGGCUGCUAACAGAAUCCCCUGCCGACCUCGCUCGGGAAGGUCCUACUACACCCCCAACUGUUUCAGGGCUCACGGUCCUGUCAAUCCUUACACCAGAGGAUGUUCUCAGAUCACUCGCUGCAGGAGAUGAGGUUAUGUAUGUCAAGUUAAUUUAGUAUAUAUAUAUAUAUGCGUGUUCAAUUGUUGAUGGAUAUCUAUGGGUUUGAUUAAUUGUGUUUAGGCUGUGUGGACCGUGGAAUAGAUUCUAAUGGGCUUUGGCCUGUAUUGGGGAAUUAAGUUUUUAUUUUUUCUCUUUUCUUUUCUUUUCUAUCCACUUUGGGACAUAAUUUUGAUGGUGUGUUGGUAAUGUUUUUAUGCUAUAGAAAUAUGUUGUAUUUGUGUGAUUCUAAGUAUGGUGAAUGAGUAUGGAUUUUGUGUUUUUUUAUUGGCAGUUCUUGUAAAGAUAUAUGCUUUAAUUGUGAUCAUAUAAUAUAAUUGGAAAGUUGGGUGGCCUAGUGUAUAUUUUGCUUGUGGUGUAGGCUUAGCCUGUUGGUAUCACCAACCUCCUCUACAUUGUCAAUGCCUAAUUAGAGUUUUAAAGAACAAAAGCGCAUCCUUUUA
Messenger RNA from Rubroshorea leprosula, 960 nucleotides. NCBI's taxonomy places the organism in Eukaryota, Viridiplantae, Streptophyta, Magnoliopsida, Malvales, Dipterocarpaceae. The record is from the annotation of a GenBank genome assembly.